AAAUAAAUGUACACCGUAACGAAGAAAAAAUAGAACAGCGCAUAAUAAAAGCAGCUGAAAAACUAAAUAUGACAUUUGGGGGAGAUAAAGAAGAGAUCGUUUCGUCGUUGUUACAUGGUUAUUCUACCAUCAAAAAGACUAACAACCGUGUAAAUGUGAUGGAUGACGAUGAAUACAGUGAGUCUGCGGCGGAAUAUAAAAAGCAUAGACGCAGAGAGGAAAGACAGUUUACAAAUAAAUUGACAAUGAAAAAUGAAGAAAAGAUCCUUAGUGCCAACAAAAGAACAAAAAGAAAAAGCAUGGAAAUCAUAUCAGAGACAGAGCCGUCUGUAUACCAGACGCUGUUGAAAGAGCAAUAUUCUCAAGAAAAACAACAGCCAUCUAUACUUAAGGUGCUGUUAGAAGAGCAAUAUUCUCAAAAAAGGCAAGAGAGACAGUCUCCACAGAAGAAGCUGUUACAAGAGCAAUAUUCAAAAAAACAAGAAGGACCAUCCAUAUCUGGAACACUAUUGGAAAAGCAAUAUUCUCAAGGAAAACAAGAAGCCCCAUCCAUAUCUGAAAAGCUGUUGAAAGAACAACGUUCUCAAGAAAAACCAAAAGACCCAACCAUAUCUAAACAGCUGUUGAAAGAGCAACAUUCUCCAGAAAAACAAAAAGAGCCGUCCGUACUUCAGAUGCUGUUGAAAGAUAAACAUUCUAAAAAAAGACAGAUAAAGACGUUUGUGUCUGAGAAGCAAUCGAUAGAACAGAAUGCUCGAACAACGCAGCAAAACUUGUCUGUACUUGCGGACCUAUUGAAAGAGCAAAGGACUUCACAAAACCUACAAACACCGGUCACUAAUUUGUUUCCACAAAGGGAAACCAGUUUUAAGGACUUAGGACGACAUAUGGAACGUGGUUCAGUGAUGAAUCGACGCCGUAAACUAAAAUCUGCGGAUGUGUCUUCACUUGCGACAAAAACAAGAAUCCGUGGUGAGAUAAAAAAGGGGCCAUCAUCUCUAUAUUCAAUACUGUUAGGUGACCAUACGGAAACAACGGAUGAUAGCGAGAUAAAUGACAUGCAGAAGUACCCCAGAAUUUUCACUACCGAUGCGGCACCUUCAGUUACUUCUGAAUGCAAAACAUGGGAUUUGUGUGAGAAACAUUACUUGAAAUUACUGAUAAAUACUCAUCCCACAAGUAAUGCAUUCCAAGAAAUGAUUCAAUGGACUGAAGAAGGAAAACUAUGGAAGUUCCCUAUCGACAAUGAACAAGGAAUGGACGAGGAACAUAACAUACAUUUCUCAGAACAUGUGUUUCUGGAACGUCAUUUGACAGGAUGGUGUCCAACCAAAGGUCCCAUACGUCAUUUUAUGGAACUAGUAUGUGUUGGGCUGUCGAAAAAUCCAUACAUGACGGUUCAAGAGAAAUACGACCACAUAAUGUGGUACCGACAAUAUUUUGAGGAUAAGAAGGACUUAUUAAAUGAAUUAGGACUUGUAGAUGUUCAUCCUUCUAAUACGCCAAAACAAAUUAAAGGAAACUCAUAAUAUCAAUCUUUUUCUGA
Messenger RNA from Dufourea novaeangliae, 1546 nucleotides. RefSeq lists its product as uncharacterized. The transcript has 5 exons. Gene Ontology annotation, molecular function: structural constituent of ribosome. Lineage: Eukaryota; Metazoa; Arthropoda; Insecta; Hymenoptera; Halictidae. Bases 69 to 1529 code for a protein of 486 amino acids. The record is from RefSeq and is a predicted model, not a curated record. Gene Ontology annotation, cellular component: mitochondrial small ribosomal subunit.